Pistacia vera is the source of this 1410-nucleotide messenger RNA. RefSeq names its product (R)-limonene synthase 1, chloroplastic-like. Gene Ontology annotation, biological process: diterpenoid biosynthetic process. The transcript is spliced from 6 exons. The coding region runs from base 1 to 1410 and encodes 469 amino acids. Gene Ontology annotation, molecular function: terpene synthase activity; magnesium ion binding. NCBI's taxonomy places the organism in Eukaryota, Viridiplantae, Streptophyta, Magnoliopsida, Sapindales, Anacardiaceae. The record is from RefSeq and is a predicted model, not a curated record.
AUGGGAUAUGUUUUUCGGUGUGAUGCAAAGUUCUUUCCAAGCCAUCAUGUGAGGACAAAUAGUCACAUCAUUCUGAUUGAUGAGGAGGACACCCAGGAUGAGACGAACAAUAGUGGAGUGAAGGCAAUACUGAGCUUUUAUAAAGCCUCAUUCUAUGGGUUAGAAGGAGAAAGUGUGAUGCAGGAGGCCUGGGAAUUCAGUUCUAAACAUCUUAAAGAUCUUGACGAUAAGGAUGUCGACCAAAAUCUUGUAGCGCUUGUUGAGCAUGCCUUGGAGCUUCCUUUUCAUUGGUGGGCGCCACGAUUUGAGACCACAUGGUUCAUAGAUUUAUAUGAGAGAAAGGAAGACAAGAAUCACCUUUUACUCGAGCUUGCAAGGGUGGACUUUAAUAUUUUACAGGGAAUUCUUAAUGACACAUUGAGGUCAGCAACCCUUCCUCAACUUUUUGUCCCUGUGAUUGGAGUCAAGUUGAUAUUUUUCUCUUUUGCUUGUGAAGGUGGUGGGAGAAUAUUGGUCUUGGAAAGUUUGACUUUUGUUAGGGACAGCUUCAUAGCAUCAUAUUUAUGGGCUUUGGGUAUAGCUUUUCAGCCUCAGUACUCUUACUGCAGGAAAGUCAUUACGAAGGCCAUUGCUCUAAUUACAGUAAUAGAUGAUAUUUAUGAUGUUUAUGGUACCUUGCCUGAACUUGAGCUCUUGACUGAUGCCAGUACGAGGUGGGACAUUAAAGCAAUGAAACAACUUCCCAGUUACAUGAAAACAAGUUUUCUCUCACUAUUCAAUUUUAUUAAUGAAAUGGCUUAUCACAUUCUCAAAGAACAGAAUUCAGACGUCUCAAUGACUCUAACCAAAAUGUGGAAAAUUUUGGCGCAAAGCUAUAUGACAGAGGCCAGAUGGUACCACAAUCAGUAUAAGCCAACAUUAGAUGAAUAUUUGAAUAAUGCUUAUUUAUCAAUUACGGGUCCUAUUAUAGCAACUCUAUCAUAUAUAUCGUCAGCAAAUCCAAUAUUAGAGAAGGACUUAGAAUUUCUAGAAAGCAUUCCGGAUAUUGUAAAAUGGUCAUCCUUGGUUUUCCGACUUCAAGAUGAUUUGGGAACUUCACCGGACGAGAUAAAGAGAGGUGAUGUACCUAAAUCAAUCCAAUGUUACAUGAAUGACACUGGUUGUUCCGAGGAAGUUGCCUGCAAAUACAUUAAGGAUCUAACAAGGAAGAUAUGGAAGAAGAUAAAUGUAUACAGAGCUACAACAAAUUGUCCCUUACCCCAACCUAUUGUUGAAAUGAUAAUAAAUCUUGUGAGAACUUCCCAUUAUUUUUAUCAACAUGGAGAUGGGCAUGGCGGUGGAGGUCAAGAGAUUAAGGAUGUUAUGCUUUCAUCACUCUUUCAACCCAUUUCAUUGGAGGAAAUUAAAUAG